GAUCCUAUUAUCUAUAAAAUACUAUCUUCAUAUAUAUAUGAUAACAAUAUUAAGAUUUAGUUAUAUUACAUGAAUACAUUUAUAGUUGCAUCAAUUGCUUUUCCUAUAUAUUUAUAAGUAUAUUCUCAUAUGUACAAGUAUAUGUUUCAUAUCCUAUAAAUAUCCUAGACCUAAUCCUUAUCCUUUCUAAAUUCGUUUGUGUUAGGUAUUUUUAUUACUAUUAUCGUUUCCCCGUUUUGUUCUUGGCAAAAUACCCUAAUAUCGGGGUGAACGCCACAAAAAAAGAAAAAAAAAAAAAAAAAAACUACCUAUUAGAUAGUUUUUAAAUAUGUUAAAUACACAAGAUGGAUUAGAUGUUUAUAAAAGACUGGUACGCUAUUAUUAUAAUGGGUUUCUUAAUUUUGUUUUAAACGAUGAAGAUAUUAGUGCUCUUACUUGGAGUAAACAACAGGAAUUACUACAAUCAAUAGUCCAUUGCUCUUUGAUUAAAAAAUACCCCGUUAACAAUGAAUUUUCAAGAUUAUAUUUUAAAAAACUUAUAUCAUGUUUGGAAAAAGCAGGACAAGAAGUUCAUGAUGAAUUAUAUAUAGGAUUAUGUAAUAUAAUGAAUAAUACUUCUGACGAUAAUUUAUUUCGCUAUCGUCAUCACAUUAUUGGUAAUGAUUUUAAUAAUAUUAUUACCAUAAAAGAGACUAAAAAUAUGGUUGUAAAUGGUACAACAGGAAUGAAAACAUGGGAGGCAGCAUUUAUGCUUGUGGACUGGGCACUAUGUAAUCAAGGUGUAUUUCGUGAUAAAACAGUAUUUGAACUGGGUUCUGGAGUUGGUUUUACUGGCAUUGUUAUAUCGAAGUUUUGUAAACCAAGGGAAAUGAUAUUAUCGGAUUGUCAUGAUGAUGUACUCAAGAUGAUAAGUGAUAAUAUUGAAAUUAAUUUUCCUAAUAUGACAGUGAAGGAAGUUAAUAAUUGUAAAUCAUUUGUUAACGAAAAACAUUGUUUGGGUACAAUGAAUUUAGAUUGGAACAAUGAUAAUAAUAUGGAAAAUAUAGCACUAAAGAAACCACCAGAUAUUAUAAUUGGAGCAGACAUAGUAUAUGAUCCUUCUUUAUUACUUCCACUUUGUAAUGUCAUCCAAGAUUUCUUACAAAGCAAUAAUAAUAUAGAAAUCUAUAUUGCUAGUGUCAUUCGCAAUGAAGCUACAUUUGAAACUUUUUUAAGCAUAUUAGAUACGAAAGGUUUGACAUAUCAUAAGUUGCAGCAAGAAGAAAGCGUAUUUGUAGAGUGGGACAACACUAUACAAAGAUGUUUAUUAAAAAUAAAGAUGCUUUCAUAAC
This is a messenger RNA of Galleria mellonella (greater wax moth), 1331 nucleotides long. Its product is annotated as protein-lysine N-methyltransferase EEF2KMT. The record is from RefSeq and is a predicted model, not a curated record. Bases 329 to 1330 code for a protein of 333 amino acids. The transcript is spliced from 5 exons. NCBI's taxonomy places the organism in Eukaryota, Metazoa, Arthropoda, Insecta, Lepidoptera, Pyralidae.